Messenger RNA from Bombina bombina (fire-bellied toad), 5061 nucleotides. RefSeq names its product protein tyrosine phosphatase receptor type U (gene PTPRU). The record is from RefSeq and is a predicted model, not a curated record. The coding region runs from base 116 to 4402 and encodes 1428 amino acids. Gene Ontology annotation, biological process: protein dephosphorylation. Gene Ontology annotation, cellular component: membrane. The transcript has 31 exons. Lineage: Eukaryota; Metazoa; Chordata; Amphibia; Anura; Bombinatoridae. Gene Ontology annotation, molecular function: protein binding; protein tyrosine phosphatase activity.
UGGAGAAGCCAGGAAUAGAGGGGGCGAGUACCAGCCGGGAUAAAGGGUGGGGGGGAAAAAGAGUACUAAGCCACAAAGUGGGGCAGCCGAAGCUAGAGGGGGGCACUGGGGCAGAAUGCAACCCCACUUGGCACUACUGCUCCUGCUCGCCCCCAUGUGUUCCCCCCUGGACACUGAGACUCCCAAAGCUGGCUGUACCUUUGAUGCACACAGUGACAUUGGACCAUGUGAGGUCACACAGGGAAUCAAGGAUGACUUUGACUGGGAUGUGGUACACGAUCCUAAUGGAGACAUCGACCUGCCACAGGGUUCCUACCUAUUGGUGAACUCCUCCAAGCAUGCUCCAGGACAGCGAGCUCAGCUUCUCUUCCAGCCUCUAAGUGAGAAUGACACUCACUGCCUGCAGUUCAGUUACCUACUGCACAGCCGAGAUGCUCGGGGGCCGGGCUCACUGCGUGCUUAUGUACGAGUCAACGGAGGCCCUCUGGGGACAGCUGUGUGGGAGGUGUCUGGCCCUCGUGGGCGGCAGUGGCACCAGGCUGAGCUGGCAGUUAGCACCUUCUGGCCUAAUGAGUACCAGGUGCUGUUUGAAGCAGAGGUUUCUGGGACCCCUCAAGGAUACAUUGGCUUGGAUGACAUUCUCUUGUUUAGUUAUCCUUGUGCCAGGGCCCCUCAUUUCUCUCGUCUGGGAGAGGUGGAAGUGAAUGCUGGCCAGAAUGUCACCUUCCAGUGUCCUGCAGCGGGCAGAGCCAAUGAAGGAGAAAGCGUCUUGCUACAGAGGCAGAGCGGAGGUGUAGCCUCAUCUGGGAUUAUUCAGCACGUCAGCCACCACCGAUUUCUGGCUUCUUUCCUGCUUCUGGAGGUCAAACAGGAGGAUCAGGACCUGUACCGCUGUGUGAGCCGUUCCAUUCAUGGAGCAGGGGUGUCCAACUUUGCAGAGCUUGAGGUCAAAGAGCCUCCCACCCCGAUAGCUCCUCCACAGCUUUUGCGUGCUGGUCCUACCUAUCUGAUUGUGCAGCUAAACACGCGUUCCAUCAUAGGAGAUGGUCCCAUUGUACGUAGGGAGAUUGAGUAUCGUGUGAGUGGGGGAUCAUGGCGGGAGAGGCAUGCUGUUACAGCACACACAUACAAGCUCUGGCACCUGGACCCUGACUCACAGUAUCACAUAUCUGUGCUGCUCACCCGACCUGGGGAGGGGGGCACAGGCCGACCUGGACCGGCUUUGGUCAGCAGAACAAAAUGUGCAGAGCCCAUGAGAGCCCCUAAAGGCCUGACCUGCACAGUAGAAGAACCACGCCAGCUCACUCUGCAUUGGGAAGCAAUGGGUUUUAAUGUCACACGUUGCCAUACGUUUUCAGUGACUCUCUGCUAUCGCUCAGAGCCAAGUAUUGUGCAGAGCUGCAUAACAGUAGAAGGAGGAACCAGUCACUACACCCUACAUGGGCUGCCCCCAUACCGUGCUAUCCACUGCCGUCUGGCCAUCACUAACUCAGAGGGCAAGAAAGAGGGGAAGGAGGUGACCUGCUACACUCAAGAAGAUGUGCCAGGGGGCAUUGCCUCAGAGUCCCUUAUCCUCACCCCAAAGGAUGAGUCCAUUCUCCUGUCCUGGGACGAACCUGCUGAGCCAAAUGGGGUGCUCACACAAUAUGAGAUCAGCUAUCAGAUUAUUGAGUCAUCAGAUCCUGGAGUAAGUGUUCCUGGCCAGCGGAACACAGUAUGUAAACUGCCCAAUGAGACGUCACAUCUUUUUACCAAUCUGCAGCCAGGAUCCACUUACCUGCUUAGUGUGCGUGCACGUAAUAGCAAGGGCUAUGGGCAGAGUGCUCUUACUGAGAUCACCACAAACAUUUCAGCUCCUGCAUUUGAUUAUGGUGAUCUACCUCCCCCCUUGGCAGAAACAGAUCAAACUAUAACUGUGCUUUUGAGGCCUGCUCAGGGGAGGGGAUCCCCUGUUAGCUUUUACCAGGUGCUGGUUGAGGGGGAGCCUGCCCGCCGCACUCGCCGUGAGCUAGGAGUUCCUGGUUGCUUUCCUGAAGCAGGAGGCUAUGAAGACGCAGAAAAGGAUGGUGCAGCACAAUAUGUGGGGGCAGAACUGCCCCCCAGUGACUUAAAUAGAGACACCCCCUUCACUGUUGGAGACAACCGGAGUUAUAAAGGCUACUGGAAUCCACCUUUAGACCCUCGUAGAGGAUACCUUAUCUAUCUUCAGGCUGCCAGCCACCAUAGAGGGGAGACACGUUUGAACUGUGUGAGGAUUGCCAGAAAAGCUCCCUGUAAGGAUAAUCACAGCUCCUCUGUGGCUCCCCAGCGCUCUGAGGAAAUGGGUCUAGUGCUUGGAAUCUGUGCAGGAGGUCUGGUCGUGUUUAUUAUCCUGCUCGGAGCCAUCAUUCUGAUUGUACGCAAAGGAAAGCCAGUGGCUCUGACUAAAUCUGCUCUUCCAUAUCACCAUGAAAACUCCCAUGUUGCUUUGCCCAGAGAACACACCAAAGUCCCAGACCAACCCACGUUAUUGCAGGAAGAAGCAGCACUUGCAUUCCUUCCCACUUACAGCAGCAGAGGUGAAGCAAGGGGUGGAUCAGUGACAGAGUCCAGCAGUCUACUUGCAGGGUCCCCACGGCGUGGUGGGGGCAGGAAGGGAUCCCCCUACCACACAGGGCAGUUACAUCCAGCAGUGCGUGUUGCUGACCUGCUGCAGCACAUCAACCAGAUGAAGGUGGCUGAGGGCUAUGGAUUCAAGCAAGAAUAUGAAAGCUUCUUUGACUGGGAUGCAUCAAAGAAAAAGGAGAAAGGAAAGGCAAGACAAGAAGCACCACCAAGUUACGAGAGGCACCGUGUCAGACUUCACCCUCUGCAGGCCGAGUGCAGUUCAGAAGAAAUCAAUGCCAACUAUAUAGAUAUCCGGAUAAACAGAGAAGGUUACCACCGAUCAAACCAUUUCAUUGCUACACAAGGUCCCAAACAGGACAUGAUCUAUGAUUUUUGGAGAAUGGUUUGGCAGGAGCACUGUUCCAGUAUUGUGAUGAUCACUAAACUGGUGGAAGUUGGGAGGGUGAAAUGCAGCAAAUAUUGGCCAGAUUCUGUUGAGACAUAUGGAGAUAUUCGAAUCACUUUGCUUAAUACAGAGACAUUGGCAGAAUAUGCUGUGAGGACCUUCACUCUGGAGCGGCGAGGAUACACAGCCAGGCAUGAGGUCAAACAGUUUCAUUUCCUAUCAUGGCCAGAGCAUGGAGUGCCCUUUCAUGCCACAGGACUUCUUGCCUUCAUCCGCAGAGUCAAAUCCUCAACCCCACCUGAUGCAGGACCUGUUGUGGUGCACUGUAGUGCUGGUGCGGGUAGAACUGGAUGUUACAUUGUUCUAGAUGUGAUGCUGGACAUGGCAGAAUGUGAAGGAGUUGUGGAUAUUUACAACUGUGUGAAAACUCUCUGCUCUCGAAGGAUUAACAUGGUCCAAACCCAGGAGCAAUAUGUGUUCAUCCAUGAUGCCAUCCUAGAGGCCUGUCUGUGUGGCGACACUGCCAUUCCUGUGUGUGAUUUCAAACAGACGUAUAAAGAAAUGCUACAGAUAGACACACAGAGUAACUCUACACACCUCAGGGAUGAGUUUCAGACUCUAAACUCAGUAACAGCACAACUUGGAGUAGAGGAGUGCAGCGUUGCUCUGCUACCACACAACCGUGACAAGAACCGCAGUAUGGACGUGUUACCCCCAGAUCGCUCCCUCCCUCUUCUCCUAUCUGCACAUGGCGAGGACACCAGCAAUUAUAUCAAUGCUGCUCUGACUGAUAGCUACACAAGGAGCUCAAACGUAAUUGUCACACUACACCCACUGCAGACCACGAUGACCGACUUCUGGAGGCUGGUGUAUGAUUAUGGCUGCACCAGUGUUAUCAUGUUAAACCAGCUCAAUCAGUCUAACUCAGCUUGGCCUUGCCUGCAGUACUGGCCGGACAGUGGUAUCUCUAGGUAUGGACCCCUGGAGGUGCAGUUUGUGUCAGGCUCCGUAGGAGAAGAUGUAGUCACCCGUCUAUUCCGCGUGCAGAACAUCACAAGGGAAGAACAUCUCUUGGUUAAACAUUUUCAGUAUUUGCGGUGGUCCCCGUAUAGAGACACUCCAGACAGCAAACGAUCCUUUCUGCAGCUGCUAUCAAUGGUGGAACAGUGGCAGGAACAGAACAGAGAGCAUAGGACCCUGGUACACUGUUUGAAUGGAGGAGGCCGGAGUGGGACAUUUUGUGCUAGUUCAAUGAUCAGUGAGAUGAUACGUUGUCACCGUAUGGUUGAUGUGUUUUAUGCGGUGAAAAGUCUGCGGAAUAUUAAGCCAAAUAUGGUUGAGACUUUGGACCAGUAUCGUUUCUGCUAUGAAGUUGCUCUGGAAUACCUGGAAUCUCAAGAAACCAGAUAGCACUUUUAAGCAUAAUGCUUUAAAGGGGACAUAGCUUCUCCAAUACUGGGCCCUGGCUGAUGAGGAUGUACUGAGGACAUAUCUACUAAUCAGAUGCCAAAAACAAAAGGGAUGAUAUUAACCUUCCCUUAUUGCGAAUUCAGAAGGGCUGAGAAAACCCAACAGAGGCCUGUGACAUAUUGCAAACAGUGCUACCCAUUGAGUGUACAUAUUUAUGGCUGUAUAUAGCUGCAGUUCUUGCAUAGCACAGAGAACAAAAACUAUUCAACAUACAAUGAGCUCUGUUCAUAUAAGUAUAAAAUAUGCCAGUUUAUGUGACCAGGCUCACAGCAGAAUAGAUUUGACAGUGUUAGAGGGAGGGAAGGACUCAAAGAAAUGGGAUUUUGUACAAUAUAGGUAUGGAUCAUCUCUUCUUCAUAUGUGGUCCAAUAAGUAACACUGGGAAAUGUGUUUUUCCUUUAAUUAAUUAAAAGGGGGCACAGAUCUUCCUAUAUAUGUAUUGAAUGUACCCAUUUUAUCCUUUGCAUCCCAUAUACAAAGACAUUGGAUGGUCUAACCAUCAUCUGUAUAUAGGGUAAAUGAUGUAAUAGCCCUGUAAGUUAUGACAGGGUUAUUUAUAAGGAUUUAUUAUUCUCCAAUAAACUGCUUGUAUUUCGUAA